This is a messenger RNA of Onthophagus taurus, 1455 nucleotides long. Its product is annotated as gastrula zinc finger protein XlCGF57.1. Gene Ontology annotation, molecular function: sequence-specific DNA binding; DNA-binding transcription factor activity, RNA polymerase II-specific. The record is from RefSeq and is a predicted model, not a curated record. Gene Ontology annotation, cellular component: nucleus. Gene Ontology annotation, biological process: regulation of transcription by RNA polymerase II. NCBI's taxonomy places the organism in Eukaryota, Metazoa, Arthropoda, Insecta, Coleoptera, Scarabaeidae.
AUUGAAAGAAGCUUUAAACUGUUUUUGGUUUAUUUAUUUCUUUUUACAAUCUUUAAUCUUUAUCUUGCAUAAAAAGUUUAGUAAGAAAUCUUUAAAGGUUAUGUUAUGAAGUGCAAUAAAAACAGAGAAAUUCAUAAAAACUAUGGACACUGAGCCUGAAAUAAAAAUAAAGCAAGAACCAAAUUAUAAAGAGGAAACUAUAACCUUUAUAUCACCGGAUGAGGAAGAAUUCUCACAAGAUAUACCAGACGAAGUUAAAAUAGAGGAUGUUCAAACCGAUUUUUAUUACAUCUGUAAAGUUUGUCAAAAAAACUUUGAUUCUGAAACAGAUUUACAAGAACACCUCAAAGAACCAGCCCUUACAAAAACUUAUCAAUGUUGCGCUUGCGAUAAAUCUUUCAGGGAUACAUUCCAAUUAACAGUCCAUACACGAAAACAUACCGGUGAUAAACCAUACGUAUGUAGUAUUUGUUCAAAACGAUUUACAAUCAGUGGCAAUUUAAAAACUCACAUGAGAACUCACACGGGUGAAAGAAGAUAUGAAUGUCAUAAUUGUAAAAAGAAAUUUAUUCAAUUCGCCCACCUUCAAGAACAUAUCAUAUCACACGGUGAAGAUAGACCAUUUAAAUGUUCUUUAUGUGGAGGUCAAUUUAUGACACAAAGAAGAUUAACUAGACAUAUGAAAAUACACGAAAAGAAACCAGACAUAAUCAGUAAUACAAUUAGUGAUUCUGAUGGUCCUUUUAAAUGUGAUAUUUGUUUGAAUUCUUUUCAAUCAUCGCGAGGUUUCAACAGACAUUUUAGUCGUAUUCAUGUAGAGGGGGUUGACGAAUCAAGUUUAAAAUGUAAAUUAUGUGAUAAGAAACUAAAUGCUAAACGGCAAUUAACGCGACAUAUGAAAGCUCAUUUAGGUGUAAAACCGUAUUCUUGCAAAAUUUGUGAUCGUAAUUUUCCAUCAUCUCAAAAUCGUGAUCGGCACAUGAAAAUUCAUACGGGCGAGAAACCUUAUUCUUGUCCAACAUGUAAAAAAGGUUUCGUUUGUGAAGCUAACAUGAAAAGGCAUGUACGAAUUCACACUGGAGAGAAACCUUAUGAUUGUAAAAUUUGUGGAAAACGAUUUUCACAUAGUACUUCUGUUAAAGAACACAUGGUGGUGCAUGAUAAAACUAAAGUGGUUGAAUGUGGAAUUUGUGGGGCUGGUUUUGGGAUUAGAAAGAGAUUGUUGGAACAUGUUAGAAGAAAGCAUUUGUCAAAAAAUAAUGAAACAAUUAAUAAAAUAGAUAAUUUGGUUGUUGUAAAAGAGGAAAUUAAUGAGGAAGAUUAUUAUUCUAAUAUUCAUGAUGAAUAUACUGACAAAGUGGAAAGGGUUGAUAUUAAAGUUGAGAAUCAAAACAUUUAUUGAAAUAAUAUAAUUAUUUGUUGAUGAUAUUUUUGUAUGUUUUAAGAAUAAGUUGA